AUGCGAUUCAGCUUCUUUCAAUCUUCUGUUGCUAUCUCUCUCAUUCCUCUUGCCGCAGCUCUUCAAACCAUCUACUUCGGAACAGUCGGCUCUUCUGCUGGCCCAUACCAAUGCAUCGCCUUCUUCUCGCACAGCAACCCCUGCACGGACGGCAACGCAACUUUCGGUGAUGUCUUCUGCUCGGGCAACUACUGCAAGGAAGGCCCCAUCACCAUUCUAGGUCACCAAGGCAUCCAGUUCACCGGCUGCAAACCCAAUCCUAACCAAGGUGGUCCCGAAUAUGUGCCCACAGGGGUCUCGGAUGGCGGUGCGCCGGCGCUGAAGUGCAAGCCGGCGUCGAAUCCACCAGGGACGCUGUAUGGAGACUAUGCCACGUGUGAUCCUGAUGAAGGCAACACAAACGUGGGAUUCGUAAACGUGGAUGCGUAUUGCUCGUAG
Messenger RNA from Letharia columbiana, 438 nucleotides. RefSeq lists its product as uncharacterized. Bases 1 to 438 code for a protein of 145 amino acids. NCBI's taxonomy places the organism in Eukaryota, Fungi, Ascomycota, Lecanoromycetes, Lecanorales, Parmeliaceae. The transcript is spliced from 2 exons. The record is from RefSeq and is a predicted model, not a curated record.